AUGGCUAAAGAAUUAGAGGAAGAGCAGUGUAGGAUUCUAAGCUCUCCAGAACGUCCGAAAUUAUACUACAAAAGUUUAGGGUCACCAUUUGUACAAGCUAUCCUGGAGAAAUGUCCGAUACUUACUCAAGUAUUUAAACCUACAAUUUUAUGGGGUAAAAGUGGACAUUUCCAGACAAUUGUACAUGUGAAGAUGGGGCGAACAAAACCAAAGUGGCCUGAUGGAAAAAGAUUUCAUAUUCUGAUGGAAGAUGGCGCCACUAUGAGCUAUGACCUCUUUGACCCUCAUCAGGAAGGACAUAGAGCUAAGUUUACCCUAGCCUUGUGUCCUGGCAUUGCUAACAGUAGUGAGUGUAUCUAUCUGCGUACAUUUGCCUCGUACGCUCAAACUCGUGGCUUCAGGGUGGCAAUCUUGAACCAUCUGGGUGCCCUCAAGAGUGAAAAAUUGACAUCACCUAGAGUAUUUACCUAUGGAGGUACAGGGGAAUAUAGUAGAAUGGUUGAUCAUUUAUUGGAGCAGUACCCAGACACAAAAAUUCUAGCAGUGGGGUUCAGCAUGGGAGGAAAUAUUGUCACUAAUUACCUCGGAGAAAUUCUAGAAAACCAGAAGAAAGUCUUGUGUGGAGUGUCAGUGUGCCAGGGUUAUGAAAUCAAUGAAGCUAAAGACUUGUUUAUGCAGUGGGCAAACCUACGACGUCUAUACACCUACUUCAUGACCCUAAAUCAGCGACGUCUUCUAUCACGUCACAGGGAGUUCUUGUUCAGUGAGAAGGCUCAGCAAAAAUGUGGGGCAUUUAAAGAGAAAGAAGUGUUCUGCGCCACCUCUUUAAUUGAUGUUGAUGAAAACUACAGCAGAAUUAGAGCUGGAUUUAAAAGUGCCUUUGAAUAUUAUAAAAGACACAGCUCAGCAUAUGUAAUGAAAAAUAUAAAAGUUCCCAUGUUGUUAAUGAAUGCUGCAGAUGAUCCAUUAGUUCCACCACCUUUAUAUAAACACCCAAAGCAGUUUGUUGAAAAGAAUGAAAAUUGCAUCUUUAUGACAACAAAACAUGGCGGCCAUCUUGGUUAUUUUGAAGGUGGUUUGUUAGUACCAGAAAAUGUAACGUGGUUAGACCGUGUUAUUAUCGAGUAUGCUGAUGCUGUAACCAGUCUGUAUCUCCAAGGCAACCUUCCACAACAGACUGGUUCCCUGGUUUUAAGUCCGGAAACGGCAGAGAACGCAGAAACGACAUUUGAUAGUGGAAUAGCUGAUUUAAGUUGGGAAGGAAGAGCAUUCUCAAGUGAUGAGCCUGCUUCACCAGAAACAGAAGUGAAGGAUUCUGGGAAGAAGGUAGCAGACGACAAGAAGAAAGAGUCAUUGAAACGAGGAAGUUUGCUCAAACAAGCAAGCACGUAUGUGCAAUAAGGAUGUCACUCGGUUUGGAUAUGUAUAAUAUAUUUUUUCCAGUUAAUAUAAGCUAGGCAUUUUGACUAGUUAGAGAAAAAAGUUUCUUAAUGUUUGCUUCUGCCAUAUUAUUGCCACCUUAAGCUUCAGGUUCUUUAAUUAAUGUUGAUUUAAUUGUUAUCUUUCAUUCUUUCAUAUGCAACAUCCACAUUAUAGAACUUACAUGAUAUUAUAUACACUCAUAUUGAUUAGAUUUAUAUAGAAUUUAUUUACACUUGUCUUCUUUUAUUAUAUUAUGAUAUUCUUAUUUCUGGGGUAAAAUAUAUAUUAAAUCGUCAUAUUCACCAUGUUGGGGGAUAAUAAUUCAACAGGUUCAAUUGCUGAUUAUUGAUAGUAAAGUAACACAUAUAAAAUGACUUGAAUGGAACAUUUGUUUCUCAAAGAUCAGGAUGCUACAAAAUGAAUGGGAAAAUCAGUAGUAGCGUCUGCAACAAUAAGUGUUACAGAGUCAAGUUUUCAUCAUCAUCAAGUUACAAGUAUUUUUCAUAGUAAUUCAAAAAAUUUGUGUCUGUAUGUUAAGAUAAGGAGACUUCUUGCAAAAGUCAUGCAAAAAUUUUUUUAGAUUGUUUAUUUGUUUGUUUGUUGUCUUGGCUUUUUUUUUUCUUAAGGUAAAAUAGAGGAGUAAAAAAAAGUUCCAAGAAGUGUGAAUGAGAUGAUAUGUGUUAAAAUGUGUUGAAUUUUUUGGGACCAUAGCUUAAUAUUCUGGAAAUUUUCUUUUACUUUUUGUGUUCAGUUUAAUGGCUUAAAAUUGUUUAUUUUGUUACAAUUUUAUAUUCUUUGUUUCAAAGGUUUUGUUUUGUGUUUGAAGGGACUAUCUUAAGACAUGACAUGUUAUUUUGCUCUCCUUGUUUAUGUUUUUGUCUCAUUUUCUAUUUUUUCUUUUCAGUGAUUUUUCAUUUUGUUUAUAUAUUAGCUGUGUACCCCAUUAUGGAUCAAAUGAAGUUGGUCCUUUCUUAAAAAAACAAACUGCCAGUUUUUUUAAUGACACUAUAUAUUUAUAGUGUGGACCUAUAGUGUGUGGAGUUUAAAACACAACACAUCUACUGUGUGUAAAGUCAAAACGUGUUACUUUUAUAUUUACAUAGAGACUGCAGCAAAUAUAAAUAUUUUAUAUUCCAUGACUCUUGAGUAGUGUCUAAGAUCAUAGACUAGUCAUUAGUGUAAUCAUUUAUUGAAAAGUUACUUCUGUUUGAUGUUUUUAAUGACAGUAUAGUUUUUGAUAAGUAAUUAACCAUUAUUUUAUCGUACAGUUUGCUGAACCAUUUUCUCAUUCUUAAUGUUCUUUGUUUUGCUGUUGUUGUUUUUAUCAUCGUAGCAAUGCACACAUGUGUCUGCAUAAAAUUCAAAGUAAACGCAAAUGUAGUAAUAAUAAUUUAUAGCUCUUGCCAAGAAAAACUGUAACAGGAGCACUCUGUUUUUGCUUUAAUAAGGGCAUUUUAUACAAAUUACCUCUUAACAGGACUUUCGGUUCAGUGGGUAAUGUACUAUAUUUUUGAACAGCUUUAUAUGACUUGAUUUUCUUGUUCCUCUUCUGGCCUCUUUAGAUUAAUAUUUCUUUUCCUCUUCUUGCCUCUUUGGGUUCAUAUAAUAAAUUGUAAAUGUCUCUUAUUUGAGAAAUGGAUGCUGCUGGCUUUAUAUAGGACUUAAUGUUCUACUCGGGUAUAUCCUGUGGCUGAUUGUGUUGGUCAGUCUUUAGAGUGAAACGUGGAAGGUCUGUAAACUGACCAACUCUGUGUUGAUGUGGUGCUUCCUUAAUCUAACUAAAAACAAGAAUUUAUUGUGUAAUGAAAGUAUGUUUCAGCUGUGAUCAUUAAUUGCUUGAAUUUAUAAGUUGUGUUUGAUAAUGAUAUACAUGUACCGUAAAUGACUGAAUAAUGGCAUAGUGAUGGAAUUUAUGUUUGCGUUUGUAAGCCACUGUUUUUCUACUGGAAUUGAUUAUAUUAUUAUUUAAUGGGCACAAAGGUUAAUUGUUCCAUUUGCUGAUUAUAUACUACCUUAACUGAUAGGUGUCUUGCAUUUUGUGAUAUAAGUAGAGUUAUGAUAAUGUUUGUAUACAUACUUUAUAAGAGGGCCAGGCAUAACAUGGGGUAAAAAAAUGAAAUAAGUUGUUUUUUGAUUGAAAAAGUUCUGUGUUCAA
Molecule: messenger RNA, 3577 nt
Organism: Ruditapes philippinarum (Manila clam)
Lineage: Eukaryota; Metazoa; Mollusca; Bivalvia; Venerida; Veneridae
Product: monoacylglycerol lipase ABHD2-like
Exons: 9
Coding region: 1-1401 (466 amino acids)
Biological process (GO): medium-chain fatty acid biosynthetic process; sperm capacitation; medium-chain fatty acid catabolic process
Cellular component (GO): sperm plasma membrane; sperm flagellum
Molecular function (GO): monoacylglycerol lipase activity; acetylesterase activity
Source: RefSeq, a predicted model, not a curated record